CCUCCAACGAGGGAGGUGUACAUGCCGGUUUGUUUAUGAAAACUCGGUUUUCUUUAAAUAAAAAAAAGUCCUUUUAAAAAACUUUAAAUAAACAAAUACUUGUUUUGUUAACGUAAAUGUUUUAUUGACUGAUGUCUCUAUAUAACGCAGGAUACUUAAGCUAAAUGUCAUGUACACGAAAUUUUUAAUUUAAAUAUUAUUUAAAUAUGUCGAGGCGGUAGUAAAGUGUUUGCUAUUCAUUUAAAAAAGUGACGCUUAUCCUCAGCCGUGUUGCUAAAAAUUAAAAAAAAACAGAUGUGACCUUGUGUACUAGUUAAUUUUUUAAUUUUUAUAUGUAUUUAGUUAUACGUGUUAAUAUUUUAUUAUUAAAGUCAGCGUGAGUGAUAUGACCUGACCAGGAAAAUAUAAAUAUAUAGAGAAAAUAUAAAAGUAAAGAGUUGUGAGUGGGUUUUGUGUUUAAGUAAAGUGUAUUUUAGUUUUUUAAUGCUCUUAAGUCUUUCCUGUUUCUGUUCACACUGUAUCGUUUAUCAAGAUUUACAUAGUGACGCAAUAGCUAUUGAAAAUAAAGAAAACAACAUUUACUAGAGAGAAAGAAAGAGAGAUGUGCUGUGUGAUUACAUUUGUCAGGUUGUGUUGAGUUGAGUUGAGUAAAUAAAAAAUAUUUCAAAUCGUGAUGACAAAAGAUUGUUGAGAGAAAAAAAAUAAUAUUUAAAAUUUCGCCCGUAACUUCCUGGAAAAUUCUCAGUGUAAAAUUCGCAGUAAACCUUUUUUUUUUUUUAUAGUUAAACCGGGUUAUAUUUUAUUUUUUUUCUCUACCUGAUGGUUCUUGGUAACAUCUCUGCAAUAGCAUUUUACUUUACAACUGUAAGGUAUUAUAGUUGUAAAAGGAAUUCCUUUGUCCUCUGGUGGCAUUGAACGAAGCACAGGAGUGUGUUAGUUGGCUUGAUGUUGGUAAGCCGGUGAUGCUGGUGAUGCCAGUGCUGCUGAUGUUGCUGCGGAAGGUGAAGUAAAACCACUUUAACACAACGCAGCUCUUGGACCGGUGAAUGUCCGUCUGCAAGCGACCAAGCGCGAGGGCAACAACCAUCGGACUUCCACUAUCACCAUCGCAAUCAUCACUACCACUAUUCCCUCCAUCGACACGAGGCCAAGGAUUCAAGGUCACGAGGAUCAAAGAAUCAAGGGUCAGACUGUUGUCGUCACCCUUGUAUUUAUUAUAUUUUUAUUAUUUAUCGUUUUUACUUUGUCUCAUAAAUAAUAUUCAGACAAAUCUCUAUCAUCAGUCCAGGUGAUACUUUCUGGAUUUAAAGUGACAAGUAAACAGUGAAGGGAAAAUAGUUAAAUAUAUAUUUCAACACUGCUGCAGGCUAUACACAGUUUUUAGAUAAAUUUGUGAAUUUAUUUGUAUAAUAUUUUUUUAUUACGGAUACAAAUCACAUUGGGAUACAAACGACUAGGUAAAAUGCAACGACGAGGAUCAUUGAUGAAAGCUGGGAUGGUAUUAGUGAGGGCAGCUGUGCUAGCAGCUGUUUUGACCCAACUUUUGGGACCAAGUGAGGCCAUAAGGCCUGCUGGUUCUCAUCCGGGACAUGCUUAUUUUGAACAACCUUGUUGCGGCCACUCACAUUUGCGGCAUCACAAAGAACAUGUCCGGGAAUUCAGCUGUGGAAUGCUGUACUACAGAACACUUUACCUGGAUAGUAAAAGAGAUACUCUUUACGUCGGAGCUAUGGAUAAAGUCUUCAAGCUCAAUCUAAGCAACAUCAGCCACUCCAACUGUGAAAGAGACGUUCUUAAUCUGGAACCAAGUAAUGUAGCAAAUUGCGUGUCGAAAGGAAAGUCUGAGCACUUUGACUGCCGGAACCACAUACGAGUGAUCCAACCAAUGAGCGAUGGUAACCGUCUGUACAUCUGUGGUACCAACGCACACUCGCCAAAAGACUGGGUGAUUUACAGCAACUUAACUCAUUUACCGCGACACGAAUUCGUGCCAGGUAUAGGAAUGGGUAUAGCCAAGUGUCCUUAUGAUCCCGCUGACAAUUCAACGGCAGUUUGGGUAGAAAAGGGCAAUCCUGGCAACUUGCCGGCCUUGUACUCCGGCACGAACGCUGAAUUUACCAAAGCGGACACUGUUAUAUUUCGCACAGAUCUGUAUAACUUGACCGAUGGUCGCAAGGAGUAUAGUUUCAAGAGAACACUCAAGUACGACUCCAAGUGGCUUGACAAACCAAAUUUCGUUGGAUCAUUUGACAUCGGUACUCACGUAUUCUUCUUUUUCCGUGAGACUGCAGUAGAGUACAUAAAUUGUGGUAAAAGUGUGUACUCUCGAGUCGCACGAGUCUGUAAAAGAGAUACAGGAGGCAAGAAUAUAUUAUCACAAAAUUGGGCGACAUAUCUCAAGGCCCGACUCAAUUGCUCAAUUCCGGGCGAGUUUCCAUUCUACUUUAAUGAAAUUCAGAGUAUCUACAAAGUACCAGGUGACGAUACACAUUUUUAUGGAACAUUCACAACAUCAACAAAUGGUCUGAUGGGUUCGGCCAUUUGUUCGUUCCACAUCGACGCUAUUCAAGAAGCAUUUCGUGGUAAAUUUAAAGAACAAGCUACAAGCAGUAGUGCUUGGCUUCCUGUACUAUCCAACAAAGUACCUGAGCCACGACCAGGCCAAUGUGUAAACGACACGGAAACGUUACCAGACACUGUUCUCAAUUUCAUAAGAUCUCAUCCGCUCAUGGAUUCAGCCAUUUCACAUGAAAAUGAAAAGCCUGUAUUUUUUAAACGUGACAUCAUGUUUACAAGACUUGUUGUUGAUAAAUUGAGAAUUGACUUCAUUGGAAUGGAUCUUGAAUACACCGUCUACUAUGCAGGCUCAAGUGAUGGUAGAGUACACAAAGUUGUACAGUGGGUAGACAGUAAUGGAGACUCCCAGUCAAUUCUACUCGAUGUAUUUGAUGUAACUCCUGGUGAGCCUAUUCAAGCGAUGGAGAUAUCCAAGGAGCAUAGAGCGCUUUAUGUGGCCUCAGACCAUCGUAUAAAGCAGAUCGAUUUAGUUAUGUGCUCACGACGAUAUGAUAACUGUCUACGUUGUGUUCACGAUCCAUAUUGCGGCUGGGACAAAGACACAAAUGCUUGCAAGCCCUAUGCACCUGGCCUCCUUCAAGACGUUUCCAACAGUACCGCUGACGUUUGUGACAGUAGCGUCGGUAAACGGAAACUUGUUGUCACGUGGGGCCAAUCGGUACAUCUGGGCUGCUUCGUGAAGAUGCCGGAGGUCUUGAUGAAUCAAGAGGUCAGGUGGUAUCACUACAGCAAAGAAAAAGGAAGGUAUCAAAUCGCCUACAAGUACGGCGCUGGAGGUGACAAGUUCAUUGAGACUUCAGAGAAGGGUCUUGUUAUUGUCGGCGUAAAUGAACAGGAUGCAGGAAGAUACGACUGCUGGCUUGGCGGUGCUCUGCUUUGUUCCUACAACAUCACCGUUGAUGCCCAUCGCUGUUCAGCCCCAGCGAAGGCAGCUGACUAUCAAAAAAUAUAUUCCGACUGGUGUCAUGAGUUUGAAAAAUACAAGUCGGCGAUGAAGAGUUGGGAGAGAAAGCAAGCUCAAUGCGCAUCAAGACAGAACGAUAGCAACCAGAAUGUUCACACGAAUGAAGUAUAUGGCACACCACUGGUGUGAUCAAACGGUGUGCCAGAGCCUUUAUUGAGCAGAGAUUACAACACGAUGAUUCGUACAAAUGUCCAGCCAAGUAACGGCGUUUCCGGUGAGAUUGGCCUCUGGUGUUACUCACCACUACUGUUUCUGAUAGCUCACUACUUCUUUGACACUAGUGUGAUGACUGGAUUAUCGUUCAUUGUGUGAAUUUGACUAAAGUUAAAAAAAAAAAAAAAUACAUUGCGAAAGUGUUCUAAAACUUGAUUUAAAAUACACAAUAGUGCCAUCACCAAUUUUUUUUUACGUCGUGAAUAAUAAAAAAAAUAAACAAAAGUUGUAUUAAAAGACUCCAGUGACUGCCUCACGAUAAUGUGCCAUUAUUGCUUUUUAAUUUUAUUUUUAUUCAACAAGUAAUUUAAAUAUAAUAAAUUUUUUCUACAUUUAUCAUUUUUAAUUAAAUGUAAAUAAUUAAAUUGAAGUUAAAAAUAAAAUAAAUAAUUAGCAACAUGGCACACUAUCGAUUAUGACGUAACAAAUAAACGAGAUUUGAAUUCGUCUGUCUAAAAAUCGAAUACAUUUACGUUAUUUUAUUUUUUUUUUUUUUUAACUAUUAGAGAUUCAUAUUUAUAUAUAUAUAAAAUAUAUAUAUGUAUGACAGUGUUCGAUCGAUUAUAGACUUCUGGAGGACCAAGUGACUUAAAAGUCGCCAGUGCCGCAUAAAUAAUUUCGCCUACUACGAAAAAAAAAUAAAAAAAAAAAAAAAAAAAUUGAAGCAAGUAAAGGUACGAACGUCAAAAGUAUUCUCUGUUUUCUCAGACCUGUGAUAUGGAUGGGUAGCCGAGUAAAAUCCGUGUUUUAUCAUUUUUAAUGAUAUCUAAAAUUCAUGACUAAAAUUACCCUGUGUUUAUAAGACAUAAUAAUAAUUAUGUACGUAAAUUAACAAUUAAGGUAAAUAAAAAAAAAAUGUUAAGAUAAACACGGAUAGACUUUUUGAAAAGCAGAAAACAAUCAUGAAACGUGUAUAUAUUUCGUUUCGUUUUGAGGUGUGUCACGUUAUUAAAUAGGAUAUACAUUUAUAAUUUAAUAAGUGUUGGUGGCGGACGCUAAAAAAUAAUAUGUAUUACGAAGCUGUCCAUAAUAAUUAAUUAAAUAUAAAGUUGCUUGUCGAUCGACUGAUGAUAAGCACGAUUAAGUAAUAAAUAAUAGUAAUAAUACUAAUUAAUAACAAUAAUAAUAACUAAUAAUAAUAUUAAUAAUAACAAUAAUAAUAAUAAUAAUAAUAAUAAUAAUAAUAAUAAUAAUAAUAAUAAUAAUGAUAAUAAUAAUAAUAAUAAUAAUAAUAAUAAUAAUAAUAAUAAUAAUAGUAAUGAUAACGAUAAAGAAUAAUUGGGUGUGUCUUCACUGCGUCUGUAAUUUUAAUAAAUAAAAUGUACAGCCGUACAAAAAAAGUUACAUAAUGAGAUUACCGACGGCUUUUCCGCAAAAUAAAAAACACUUUUCGCGCAUUUUUCACCGUUGUAAUUACAAUUAUUUUUUUUAAUUAAAACUUUAAUUUUAAUCAUUUUUUUAAUAAUUUUAAUUAACCAGUAUUUUAAAGGCAUUGAGUAUUAACAGACGACAUAAAUAUUUUAACGGUUAAAAAAAAAUAAUUAUAUAUAUAUUAUUUUUAAUUACGUAAAAUUAUAUUUGUACUUGACAAUUAUAAUUUUGAAUAUCGCGCGUGUGUUACAAUAGCGAGGGCCAAUUUUGUAAAAUAACGUCGUAGGGAUUCGUGUCGGGGAUCCUUCCUUUUACUUUUAUUGAGAUUAUUUUACCCGUGUUUCUGUUUAACUCUAUCGUCUUUAGUGAAUAUAGCAACGGAAUAUAGUAGAUUACUUAAUUUGUACACAAAAUACACUGCCCUAUAUUACAUGAGAUGCUCAUAAUCUGAAAACCAUUUUCUCAUACACAUGUGUAUAUAUAUGUAUACAUAUGCAUCCAGUAAUUAUAUUCAUUACUUCACUCUAAUUCUGUUUCCUUUAUCUUUUGUUGUCUCUCCUCUAUUUAUAUUUUUUCUUAAUCUCAUUCAUUACAUACUCGCGAUCAUAUUGUACAUACGGAAUUAAAAAGUCACUUGCAAUUUUUAAUAGACAACUAUAAUAUUAGUUUAUAGGUAAUUAGUGUUUGCGUUUAUUUUUUAUAACCCGAAAGAGUUAAUUGAUUAGGACGGUAGUCAUGAUCGUGGUAGGAAAUUUUUUUUAUUCUUUUGAUUAUCGGAAAAUUAACGGAAGUAUCUAGAGAGAUUUAAAAUUCAUUAAACUGUAGAGAUGUGAAAAAGUUCUCUAUUAUCAUAAAAUUACUUCUAAAAAAAAAGAAAAAGAAAAAUGGUUGAUAAAUGCCUGGAUUACUAUUUUAUGACAGCCUUUUUUUUUACGCAAAUUCAAGUUAUUAUGAAGAAACAUGUACAUCUACAGUGAAAAAAAAAAUAUGUGCUGCAAAUUACUGUCAGUUCACUAAAACGAGACGUUUUUCACAAAAAUAUUCGGCGACGUUGAGCCAAUGGCAACUUGAUGAACUAAAUCUAGUUUGCAGCAGAAUUUUUUUUCUCAGCAUACAAAUUGAAAGUAUUUAUUAGAGAACUUCAAUCGUCUAUAAUAAGACUGGGUCGAAAAAAUCGACUAUUUUUUUAACGAUACUGUGAAAAUAUUAUUUGGGAUGACAAAAAAAAUUCUCGUGAAAAUUUGAGCCCUUAAUAUUGAUAUUAGGGGGUUUUUGUCUCAUAACUCUUAAACAAUGGAUAUAAACGAAAUAGACUUGAAUACAUUUCUUGUAGGAAAUUGAAUGCUCUACAAAAAAGGUCUGAUUGAAAUUUUUUGUCAGACGAACCGUUUCCUUAUAAUCAUGCCUUGAACAGUAGUAUGAUUUUAUAAUUUGAUUGUUCAGCUUUGAAAUUUUGUAAUUAAUGUAAAAAUUAGUUUCCGAAAAAAAGUCAAUGAAUGUUCUUAAAGGAAAUUGAAUGCUCUACAAAAAAAGUCUCUUAACAAUUUUUGGUAAAUUUACUCCUUCGAAAGUUAUUCAAGCUUGAGGUUGAGUCAAAACGACUUCAAUAACCUUGAAUAACUUUUAAAGGAGUGAAUUUACCAAAAAUUGUAAAGAGACUUUUUUUGUAGAGCAUUCAAUUUCUUUCAAGAAUAUUUAAUGGCUUUUUUUCGAAAACUGAUUUUUACAUUAAUUACAAAAUUUCAGUUGAACAAUCAAAUUGUAAAAUCAUAUCAACGUUCAAGGCAUGAUUACAAGGAAACGGUUCAUCUGACAAAAAAUUUCAAUCAGACCUUUUUUGUAGAGCAUUUAAUUUCCUAUAAAAAAUGUAUUCAAGUCUAUUUUGUUUAUCUCGAUGGUUUGAGAGUUAUGAGACAAAAACCCGCUCAUUCAAAAAAAAAAUCAAAAAUUCCGAUGAUACACCUAUUAAUAUCAAUAUUAAGGGUUCAAAUUUUCACGAUAAUUUUUUUUUGACGUCCCAAAUAAUAUUUUCACAGUAUCGUUAAAAAAAUAGUCGAUUUUUUCGGCCCAGUCUAGUCUAUAUAUUAAUGAAAUAAAACGCAAAUUCAAAUCAUGACACUUUUCUAUCGGAGUACUAGCGGUUGAUUAAUUUAAAUAUAAAAACAAAGUGAUAGUAUAUUAUUGCCGUCGGUUUGUAAAUAUUUCAAAAAUAUAUCAUAAACAUUCAUAUUUUUUUUUAAUUAUUUUUUUUUAUUCAAAAACAUUUCAUUUUUGAUAUCGACACUGACGAUAUUAUGUAUAUUUGUAUCCUCGCGAUGAGUCGGUCACCGCAGGUUAUCUGGGCGAAUGAAGGGUAAUAUUGUUUUGUAUAAAAAAUAAAUAAAUAAAUAAAAUAAAAUAAAAUAAAAUAAAAUGUAAUCUUUAAGCCUCUGUACAAACAAAAUAAAAUAAAACUAAUUUUCAUGGCAACUAUCGUAAAAAAAAAAAAAAAAACGAUUUAGAUGAGUCAGCGUGUCGGGAAAAAUGAUUUUAUUUUUUACAUCUCUAACUUUGAUGAAAUUAGGUUUAUCUAAAAUAUAUAUAUUAUAUAUAUAUAGAGAGAGUAAGAAUAAUGGGAUGUAGAAAUAAAUCCGUAAUGAUUAUAAAUAAAAAAAAUAGCACGAUCCAUAGUCAGUAAAUUGCAAUAUAAAAUUGAUAUGAAGGGAAUAAAAUAAAUGAUAAUUCUCAAAUGAAACAUGAGCUUCGACAAGUAUUGAAUAGUAUUAUGAAUUAAGAAUGUAAAAUUGAAAUAAAAUAUCAAGUAUACAGAUAAAUAAAUAAAUAAAUAAACAACAGUAAUAAUAAUCAUAAAAAUAUCAGUAUUUGUGCAUCGGUUUACGAAAUUUUGUUUCUCUUUUAAAAUUUUUUCAUUAAAAUUACGAUAAUACUAGAGAUCACUGUACUGAUCUGUAGUAAUUUUAAUCGGACAAAAUAAUAUUGUUAGUAUAAUUAAUUUUUUAUUAAAUUAAUAAUAAUUUUAUAUUUUAUUGACAUAAUAAUAAUUUUUUAUAUUAUAUUUAUAUAUUAUAACACGAACUGAGAGUUUACGCGUGAUAUAUCUGUGCGCGUAUCGCUGAUUCGCAAGUAAAUAUUCACGUGAGCCGCCCGCCAAUCACACAUUAUUAAUUAUUAUUUUAAAAAGUCGACGUAAAUAUAUAUAAAAAAUUAAUAACACGAAUUUCGAGACAAGUUAAGAGCAGAAGAAUACAUAAAAAAAUAAAUAAUAAAGAUAAUAUUUAAAAUAUUACCUUCUAGCAAAGGUAACAAAGAAGACUAUAUUGAAAGCGAAGAUGCUGGAUAAAAAUAAGAUUUAAGAAAAAAUAGUAUGGUAUAUAUCUUUGGCCGUAGUUGCCCGAGAUGGGAUUGGGGAGCAUGCCAAAACAUGAUGGAGUUUUUUUUUCGUUCUAUUAAAGAUUCUUCUUUGAUAUACGACACAUCAAAAGAAAUGUAUAGUAUGUAAAAAGAUUAUUAAAAGUAUCUUAAGUAUCAUCUCGGGAUUAUUGGUGUUACGAGAGUGAUUAUGGAAAGCAAUUUAGGACGAACAUAAUGUUGUUAGAAAUAUUAUUUUUAAGAUUAUCAAGUAUUGUAUAUGUUAUAUCAAUAUAUAUGUAUGUAUAUACAUAUUACUGGGUCAAAAAAAUAGAUUUUUUUUUUAAAUUAUACGGGAAAUAUUGUUUGGGAUGACAAAAAAAAAACUGAGUUUGAGGUCUUAAUAUCGAAAUUAACAGCCGCCUCAUCGCAAUUUUCGAUUUAAAAUUUAAAGAACGCGGGAAGUUUUUAAAGUUGAGAAUUUUAUUACUUAGCGAAUCAGUGCAUUGGAAAAAUCAAUGGAUAUUUUUGAUAAAAAUUGAACGAUCUACAAAAAAGGUCUCUUACUAUUUUUCGUUAAAUCGAAUUUUUCAAAAGUUAUUUGAGGUUAAAGUUGGAUUCAUAGAAAAUUUUAGUAUUAUUUGACUUUUCCGGCGAAACUAUGCGAUUUAUUACAAAAUGUUACAGGACCUUUUUUGUAGAUCGUUAAAUUUCCUACAACUUAUUUCUUACAAAGUUUCCAAAAUUCCUGAAAGCUUUUUAAAUAUUCGCAUUUAAAUGUCAAUUUGUUACAAGAAAUCGCAAUUUCUCGCCGAUUAUGAUUACUUUGAAAUGCAAAUAACUGAAGAACUUUUAGAAAUUUCGGAAACUUGAUAAAAAAUAAUUUGUAGGAAAUUGAAUGAUCUACAAAAAAGGGUCUGUAAUAUUUGGUCAUUAGUCUCAUAGUUUCGCCGGAAAAGUAAAAAAAUCCUAAAAUUUACGAUAAAUUCCACUUAGACUUUUUAUAACUUCAAAAAUUAAUUUGAUCAAAAACUAAUAACAGACUUUUUUUGUAGAGCAUUCAAUUUUCGACAAAAACAUCUAUUGAUUUUUCCGAUAUACUGAGUCGCUAAGUGAUAAAAUUCAAAACUUUAAAAAAAAUUUUCCCUGUUAUUUAAGCAGAAAAUCGAAAAUUGCGAGGCUCGGCUGUCAAUUUCGACAUUAAGAGCUCAAACUCUAGUAUUUUUUUGGUCAUCUCGAACAAUAAUUUUCGUAUAAUUCAGAAAAAACAAAAAUAAAUAAAUAAAUAAAUAGUCUACUUUUCUGGCACAGUCUAAUAUUCAUAUAUAUAUAGACUCUAAUAAAUUUUGAUGCGCCGAAAUACUCGACAUGUGACUCUAUAGUAAGCCUAAAAAAAAUAUUAAAUAAUAUUUUCAAUGAAUUAAUUUAAUAAAUUUUAAGUUAUAAAAAUAAUUAUAAAUAAUAAUUAUAAUAUAAGUAAAGAGGAUCAAUCAACGAUUCGAGAUUUCGACGUAUCAAUAUAUUAAAUAUUAAAUAAAGUGGGUAAAGCUAUCUCGGUAAGCAUGAUAAAUUGGAUGCAUGAUAAUAAUGAUUGUUCCCGUAAAAACUAGAGAGAAUAAUAAUAAAAUUUAAAAAUAAAUGAGUUUUUAUAAUUGACAUAUUAUUAUUAUUAUUAUUAUUAUUAUUAUUAUUAUUAUUAUUAUUAUCAUUAUCAUUAUUAUUAUUAUUAUUAUAACUUAAUUAAUAUUUUAAUUAUAAUGUACGAAGAGGAAUAAAUUCUUGACGAUACAUUAAAUAUCAUUAGAACUAGCCAAUGACUGUCUUGCAGUUUCAAAAAAAAAAAAAUAAAAAAAAAAUCUUCAUUAAAAUAUACAUUAUGUUUAUAAUUAUUAAUUUUUAAUUAUAAAUAUAAUUAUUAAUAUUAAUAUACUUUUAUUUAUAUUUUUAAUUUUAAAAAGUGACUACGACUGAGAUAUGAUAAGUUUUUGUUACUGACAAUCAGUUAUUCAUUUAUUCCUUAAUGUUUUAAUUUCUUUUAUUUAAAAAAGUGAUGCCUCGUGACCUAGAUAAAAAUUUUGAAUAUAAACCGACGAUUACCAGAUUAAUAAUCUAUCCAUCUUGUGGUAGUCAUUCUUCUUCUACUCUUGUCUCAAUCAUUUUUUCCGCACGCUAUUCAUUUUUUUCCCGCGCAUAUUAUCAAUUUUCAUUUUAAAUUUAACAUAACAUAUAUAGUAUGUGAAUAGCGAGGAAAUGGAGCAGAAUAAAAAACCGCCUCGAGCAAUUUAUCCGAAUGUGUAAAAUUCAAUUUGACAAGAGAAUACAUAUAUAUGUAUAUACAUAUAUACAUAGAUACAUAUAUGAAAAAUUUUUCUUUCCACUACUGUUGUUAUUAUUAUUUUUUUUUAUUAGAUGUAAACAAAAUUUUCAUAUACUAUUUGUAAUUUUAAAAUGUUUUUACUCAUAAAACUGAACAUAAUAAAAAUAAUAAUAACAAUAAUGAAUAAUAAUAAUAAUAUUGGUAAAAUAUAAAUAAUAUAUAAAAUAGUUUAUAAUUUACAGUGAUAAUUGCGCGUCUCGUAAGUUAAAUUGUAUAGUAUUUGAGAGUGAAACAAAAAAGAGAAUUUUUCAAACGUAUGAUGAGAGAGUCUAUAGAGAAAAAAAAAAUAAAUAAAAAAAUAAAUGAUUUUUAUUAUACGAAUUAUUCUUACGUACCAGUCACGAACUUGUUAUGAUUCGUGCAUGCAAAUAUAUCGUUGGUCACGCGUCGUCACGUGCGUAAACGAUAUUAUCAUUAAUAAUCAUCGCUAUCCCGAUUAUCAAUUUAUGUUUAUUAUUUUUUUUUUACUUAAUGUCAUAAGACAACUUCUAGAUAUUCACCUAAACUUAAAACAUCCAAUUGCUAUUUUUAUCAAAACGAAAAUAAAAAUUUAAAAAAAAAAAUAUGUUAAAAUCUUUAACAGUUAUCCAUUGUUCACUAUUGCUAUAAUAAAGAUUUGCUUUAAUAAACUAUU
This is a messenger RNA of Microplitis mediator, 11484 nucleotides long. RefSeq names its product semaphorin-2A (gene Sema2a). Gene Ontology annotation, biological process: positive regulation of cell migration; axon guidance; neural crest cell migration. Bases 1463 to 3670 code for a protein of 735 amino acids. The transcript is spliced from 11 exons. Lineage: Eukaryota; Metazoa; Arthropoda; Insecta; Hymenoptera; Braconidae. The record is from RefSeq and is a predicted model, not a curated record. Gene Ontology annotation, molecular function: chemorepellent activity; semaphorin receptor binding.